AUGAAACUUUCAGAACUCCGGAAGAAAGCGGAAGAGAAUCAUCUCAGUGACAUAAAAAGCAGCACUCAAGGCUCGAGAUUAGCACAAAUGAUCACUGAUAACACAUUGCGUUUGGAUAAGUCCUACUAUGAACAUUAUGUGGUCGUGACAAACAAAUCGCAUCCAAGGCAGUUGGAAUCUUUAGGAUUUCUUGUAGAGCUCAACCCAACAGCUGUCUUAGACUUUGAUCCAGAAUCAGCUAAACAUGGACUGCUGAAUUACAUGGACCUGCUGAGCACAGUAAGUGUCCAUUCACCAGCUGAGUAUAAAAUCACAGAAGCAGUUGAAGACAUUGCAGAGAAGCUGAAAUUAAAUCGAAGUACCAGCUGGAUAUUUUGUAAUGGAAAUGGUGAUCAUGAACAGCCAUGUCCCUUUGACAAGUGGUUGUUUAACAAGGGUGCCUCAGUUCGAGAUGUGAUCUCUUUUUUAUGUCGUAAAGAUGUGCUUCCAAACAAGAGAUUCCUGGUCAUUUUCUUACUUUUGUCUAAAGUGAGUGACCGAAUGGAUCCCCUCAUUGAAACUUUUAGUGCAUUCUUGCAGGAGCUUGGAGGCAUGGGACAAAUCCUUUGCAUAUGUGACAACGAGCAAGGAUUUACAUCCUGGAUGUACAACCUGAUUGAGGCUCAGUUUUGUGCUGACAUCUCUGAUAGAUGCAUUUAUGAGCUCAGUUUUGCAGAAGUCAAUGGUACAAUCCUCAGUCUUUGGUCCAAGAAUCGAAUUUCCAACCGUUUCCUCUCCUGUGGUGGGGGAGGCAGAGUGGUUCUUGACAAGAAAGUGCAGCGAAGCCUGGAUACCUUGGAGGUCUUGUGUGUGAAUGAAUGUGAAGGAGGAAAUGAUGAUAAAAUCACCAUUGAGGAGAACUUCUAUAGGGGAGGAAAAGUGUCAUGGUGGAACUUCUACUUCUCGGAGCAGCCUGGAUCCACACCAUUCAUCAAACGUGACAUGUUUGACUUCAUGAAAAACACAGUCAUAAAAGAACUGUGCUCUUUGAACAAAGCCUGUGCCCUUCUCAACCUGAAACAUGUUACAGGAUGCGGUGGGACAACCUCAGCCAUGCAUUUAUUGUGGGAUCACCGAGAGACAUUCCGUUGUGCUGUGCUCAGAAACAACAAGGCUGACCUAACUGAAGUAUCACAACAAGUGGUGAAACUUCUAAUGUACGAAGACCAUGAAGAGAAGUCACCAAUGGUCCCUGUUUUAUUGAUGAUUGAUGACUUUGAUGAUGAGGACAAAGUGUCCGACUUGCAGCAGCUCAUCAAAGCAGAAUGUGUGAAGAAAGGCAUUCAGUCCAAGUCUCCACAAGUCCUCCUCCUAAACUGCAUGCGAUCGCAGUCCUCUGACCCCCCUGAAACAACUCCAGACACAGUAUUCAUUGGAAAUAGUCUUUCUGAGAAAGAACUGAAAUUGUUUGAGGAAAAGCUGAUUGAAAUCGAAAAAACACAUAAGAAUGCUGAAACGUUCUACGGUUUCAUGAUCAUGAAGAAGAACUUUAAGUCAGAAUACAUUGAGAGUGUCGUCCACAACACUCUGAAGAGCUUCAAUAUCAGUCAAAAUCCUUCUGAACUCUUGGCUGUUUUGGUUCUGUUGAAUGUUUACUGCAAAGGCAGCGCUCUCUCUGUCUCCCUGUGUGAGGAGUUUCUUGGCCUUCAGUCAGCUUAUGGAACCAACAAAGUGGAAGAUGGAUUUGGGAAAUUUUCCAAUCUCAUUGGCAGAUGCUCAGUUGAGAGUAAGGUGGUAUUCACAGGUGUGAAAAUAAUCCAUUCAAGUAUUGCAAAGCAGUGUUUGCAUGAGUUAACAACAGCACACGGUGUAAAGAGAGCAGAUAUCACUGAUCUUCUGUUGAACACAGACAAGCUUUACGAGAGCACACAGGGCAGGGAUAAGCUCCUGCAAGAUGUUCACUACAUUUUGGUGAAGCGACAACUCGCAGUCAUCGAUGAAUCUAAUUUUUCUCCACUCAUUCAUGACAUUGCAUGGGAAACACCUGGACUGGAGGAGUUAGUGCUAGAAAAUGCUGCACGGAGAUUCAAGAAUGAUGCUGUCAUUUCUCAGUUACUGGCCAGGUACUACUACCUUAAAAAGAGGGAUUUCUCUUCAGCAAAAAUCUGGGCAAAACAAGCAAGACAUCUUUCCAAAGAUAGCUCUUACAUUGCGGACACGUCAGCUCAAGUCAUCAAGCAUGAGCUGAACAAUGCCAUCGAGAAAAACAAGGAGGAGCCCAUCAGUCCCAAUACUCUGAAGGAGUAUCUUAAAAUGGCCCAGGAAGCAACAGAAGCGUUUAAAGAGACGCAACGACUUGCAAAGAAAGAGUCGAUUCAGAGAUCAAGUGUCAAAACAGACAACCACUUUCAAUACGUCAGGGUGCUUGGGAGAAGUUCAGGUUGGAGUACUCAUCAUUGACGUGCUUGAAAAGAUCCCUGUAUUUUCCUCUCAUGGCCGCCUUGACAAGAUGAGCAAGGUUCUCUCUGGAGAUGUGACACUUCAAGAUGUGAAGAGAGAUGAUCAAUGGGAGCACCAAAAUGGACCUUACUAUGAUGUUUUACAACGG
Salarias fasciatus (jewelled blenny) is the source of this 2587-nucleotide messenger RNA. RefSeq names its product sterile alpha motif domain-containing protein 9-like. The record is from RefSeq and is a predicted model, not a curated record. NCBI's taxonomy places the organism in Eukaryota, Metazoa, Chordata, Actinopteri, Blenniiformes, Blenniidae. Gene Ontology annotation, cellular component: cytoplasm.